GGGUAGGCUGUAAACCACAAAAACCAACAAGCAGCUCACAGAUCCAGACCUGACACAACCGUGUGGAAAAAGACUUUACGAAGCGCUUCUAAUUCUUUUAAACCAAACAAUGUUAUCAGCAUUUGCAGCGGCUUUUUCAAAAAUGGAGACUAAACCCAGCUCGGAUACAGCACCAGAGCUCAAGAGCUGUUUAAAGCACCCAUCGAAAGAUUCUGUGGCAAUCCCAAAGAAGGGAGUGCAAUUUAAUUCAAGGGUCAAAGUAUGUUUCUUUACUUGUAAGGAGAAGGAGUCUGUACCAGAAGGUGAGGGCUCUAAUCAGCUCCAGUACCCGACUACAACUGGGGGAAACCUCCUGCCAUCUGUCCGAUUUAUAAUAGAAGAGGAUGAAUAUGAUAAACAGCGCAAGGUGAAGAAGCCGCCUGGUCAGACUAAUAGAAGGAAGAGGACGCCCUGGGAGCAGACAUGGAGAAAACAGACUGAAAAUGACAUCAGGACACUUGAUUCUGAGCUCACAAAUCUGAAUUACACCCCGACAGAUUCAGUUACACAUUUAAGAGGACGUGACUUACAGAUUCAAAAUCUAAAGAAGAAGCUGUAUGCUGUAAUGAGCCAGCACCUGCGUCAUGCCUCCAGAUCCCUGAAUCUUGUGGACACCUUCAAAAUCCGAAAUGAGCAUAAGGUGAAGACAUUAGAGGCUCAGUUGGAAGAAAGUGCCUCCAAACUUAGAGCUCAGGAGGACAUUAGUCAGGCGCUGCAGAAGGAGGUGGAGUCCAGAGAACAGCUUCAAAGGAGGGAACCCAUCAGUCUGGACACAGGGUUCACAUAUGAGACUACCACUACAGAGACAGUCAAACCAAGGCAUAAGAUAGUCGAGGAAGACCCUGAGACGAUCCAAGAAGAACAUCCAGUGGUCAAGGAGGAAAAACAGACAGUCCAGGAAGAACAACAGACUGUCCAGGAGGAACCUCAGAUGGUCCAGGACGUACAUACCAUGAACCAGGAGGAACAACAGACUGUCCAGGGAGAACAACAGAUUGUCCAGGAGGAACCUCAGAUGGUCCAUGACGUACAUUCCAUGAUCCAGGAGGAACAACAGACUGUCCAGGAAGACCCUGAAACUGUCCAAGAAAAUCCUGUGACCAUCCAGGGAGAACACCAGACAGUUCAAGAAAACCCUGAGACCAUUCAGGAAAAACAUGAGAUGGUCCAGGAAUGUGAAAAUACACCUGAGGAGAAGAUCUCUCAUUGGAGGAGGAGGUUAGAAGAAAUGAAAGAGUCUGGGGGAAUCCUGAGGAAGGGAGAUCCUUUUAAUUCGGAGGUCAAAGUAUGUUGCUUUACUAGUAAGGAGAAGGAGUCCGUACCAGAAGUUGAGACUCUUAGUGAAAUGGUGGAGGAGGGCUCUGAUACUGACCUCCGACAUGAGCAUAAGUUGAGGACAUUAGAGGCUCAGUUGGAAGAAAGUGCCUCCAAACUUAGAGCUCAGGGGGACAUUGGUCAGGCGCUGCAGAAGCAGUUGAAGGAGCUCAGAGAACAGCUUCAAAGGAGGAAACCAAUCAGUCUGGACACAGGGUUCACAUAUGAGACUACCACUACAGAGACAGUCAAACCAAGGCAUGAGAUAGUUGAGGAAGACCCUGAGACUAUCCAAGAAGAACAUCCAGUGGACAAGGAGGAAAAACAGACAGUCCAGGAAGAAGAACGGACUGUCCAGGAGGAACCUCAGAUGGUCCAGGAAGAACAACAGACUGUCCAAGAAAAACCUCAGACGGUCCAUGACGUACAUUCCAUGAUCGAGGAGGAACAACAGGUUGUCCAGGAAGAACAGGCUGUCCAGGAAGACCCUGAGACGAUCCAAGAAGAACAUCCAGUGGACAAAGAGGAACACGAGGAGAAUAUCUCUCUCUGGAGGAGGUUCAAAAAAAUGAUCACUCCAAAACACAAACGUUUAUUUAAGUCCAAACGCAUGAAGAAAGAGAAGGAAGAGGCCAGAGUUUCAAUGUGAAGAAUCUUGUAGUUUCUGACUGCCAGGACUUCACUUGUUCACACGUCUGGGUUUUCCCCGGGUACUCCGGUUAGCCCACACAGUAAAGGUUUCAUUUUUUUUUGUAUCUUUACCAAUUGAAAAAAAUAAAAUUCUUUGAACAAAAUA
Messenger RNA from Notolabrus celidotus (New Zealand spotty), 2149 nucleotides. RefSeq names its product golgin subfamily A member 6-like protein 1. NCBI's taxonomy places the organism in Eukaryota, Metazoa, Chordata, Actinopteri, Labriformes, Labridae. The record is from RefSeq and is a predicted model, not a curated record. The transcript is spliced from 2 exons. The coding region runs from base 110 to 2002 and encodes 630 amino acids.